Lathyrus oleraceus (garden pea) is the source of this 921-nucleotide messenger RNA. RefSeq names its product zinc finger protein 1-like. Gene Ontology annotation, biological process: negative regulation of abscisic acid-activated signaling pathway. Lineage: Eukaryota; Viridiplantae; Streptophyta; Magnoliopsida; Fabales; Fabaceae. The transcript has a single exon. The record is from RefSeq and is a predicted model, not a curated record. Bases 1 to 921 code for a protein of 306 amino acids.
AUGGCAUCUGAAUCUUCUAGCUUCUCAGCCACUUCACAAGAUCAAAGUGAUUCUUCUCACUCAAAAAAAGUGGUGAAAACGAAGGAGAUUAAACAAGAUCAAUCCUCAAACACCAAUUCCAACAAUCUUAUUAGUUUCGUGAAACUUUUAAAAGAGGAUUUCGUUUCAGAGUCGAAUUUACUAGAAUAUGAUUUUUUUAAUCCGACCCAAAUUGAUUCAUCAUCUUGUUUUCCUACCAAAAACAACUAUGAAGGGAGAGAUGAAAACAAAAGUGAAGAGAAGAAUUCAGAUUCAAGGCUUUUCUCAUGCUCCUUUUGUAGGAAACAAUUUUCGAAUUCACAAGCUUUAGGAGGACACCAGAAUGCUCAUAAAGCAGAACGUGCUUUAGAAAAAAUGCGCAAAGAAAGGUACGACACUGCUGGUGCAUUACAUUAUGGACAAUCUCGGUUUCACCCUUAUUUUAGUUAUCAAAACACUCUUUUUAAACCUUAUAAUUAUAACACAUUUGGGAAUAGAAUUGAUUCCACAAUUCAAAAACCACCUUAUUUAAACCCUAACCCUAAGUUUACUUCAAAUCGUUUUGGAUAUGCUAAUGGUGUUUUGUGUUUGCAAGAGAGAUUAAACCCUUCUCUUGUGUCAUUAACAAACAUGAGGAAUGGUAAUAGCAUGGUUGGAAAUCUAAGUAUUGGUGGUGGAACUACAUUAAAGAUUGAAGAUGGUUCUCAUAAUAAAAUUACCACUAAUCUAAAAUUUAGAGACUUUUUUUCACAUGUUGCUACAAGUUCAAAUUCAAAUAUGGAAAAUAAAAUGAUUGUGGCUCCCACUUCUACCAUGGAUGAUGUUCAUCAUUCAAAGUCCAACAUCGAAGGAGAACCCUCAAAUUCUGAAUCUUGUGAACUUGAUUUGUCACUUAAGCUUUAG